UGGUCAGUGAGAGUGAGUACGAGGAGUGUGCUGUACUGCAGGUUGGGUUGGCUAUUUUUUUUUUAGGAGGACAGGAAGUAGUCGUGUGUUGGUCGGGUUGGGUAACGUGGAAGAAAGAAGGGGAAGCGCAUUUCACUUGCAAUAAAACAAAAUAGUCGGAGACAGUCCGUUGGUAAGAAGAACAACAGACAUGGGGAACCGUGUCGCUCGAGACGAUUAUGAGUGGGUUUACACUGACCAGCCGCACACCGACCGGAGGAAAGAGAUUUUGGCUAAAUAUCCAGAAAUAAAAUCUCUAAUGAGCCCGGAUCCCAGGUUAAAAUGGAUAGUCUGCAUGAUGGUUGCAGUGCAGUUUUUAGCUUUUUACUUGGUAAAGGAGCUGGACUGGAAGUGGGUUCUGUUUUGGACUUACGCUUUUGGCAGCUGUGUCAACCACUCCAUGACACUGGCCAUCCACGAGAUCUCUCACAACACUGCGUUCGGCAACACCUGGCCCUUGUGGAACCGCUGUUUUGCCAUCUUUGCCAACUUGCCCAUUGGCCUGCCCUACUCUGCUUCCUUCAAGAGAUACCACCUGGAUCACCACCGCUACUUGGGCGGGGACGGUAUCGACGUCGACAUUCCCACCGAAUUCGAGGGCUGGUUCUUCUGCACGCGCUUCCGCAAGUUCGUCUGGAUCAUCUUGCAGCCUCUGUUCUACGCUGUGCGGCCGCUUGUCAUCAACCCCAAGCCAAUCAGCCGGCUAGAGAUCAUCAACCUGGUGAUCCAGUUCUCCUUCAACGUUGGGCUCUACUACCUGUGGGGGUCCAAACCACUGGUCUACAUGUUGGCCGGCUCUUUGCUCGGCAUGGGGCUGCACCCCAUCUCCGGCCACUUCAUUGCAGAGCAUUACAUGUUCUUAAAGGGACACGAGACCUACUCUUACUAUGGCUCACUCAACCUGCUCACCUUCAACGUGGGGUACCACAACGAGCACCACGACUUCCCCAGUGUUCCUGGCAGGAGGCUGCCCCUGGUAAAGAAAAUUGCUGCAGAGUACUAUGAUGACUUGCCCCAGUACACAUCUUGGGUGAAAGUGCUGUAUGAUUUUAUUAUGGACAACUCGCUUAGUCCCUACUCUCGUGUCAAGAGAAAGCUGAAGGGCGAGGUGAAGCAGGAAUAAAUCCUUCCUGACAAAUCUGAGAACUGCUUAAAUGGUCAUAAUUACCCAAUGACUUGCACAGGGUUCAAAACCGCAUGUGUGAGUGUGCAUCUCAUUUAUCAAGAACUAAAGGUAGUUUAUUAAAAACUGAGCUAGUUAGAGUUCCGGUGGUAAUUUUGUGUUUGAUGGUUUGUUUUGUUUUUUGUUUGUUUUAAAUGUGUCUGUUAA
Messenger RNA from Polyodon spathula (Mississippi paddlefish), 1369 nucleotides. Its product is annotated as sphingolipid delta(4)-desaturase DES1-like. Gene Ontology annotation, biological process: ceramide biosynthetic process. Gene Ontology annotation, cellular component: membrane. Gene Ontology annotation, molecular function: sphingolipid delta-4 desaturase activity. The record is from RefSeq and is a predicted model, not a curated record. Lineage: Eukaryota; Metazoa; Chordata; Actinopteri; Acipenseriformes; Polyodontidae. The coding region runs from base 191 to 1162 and encodes 323 amino acids. The transcript has 3 exons.